UUGUCAUGAUUUGACAUUUUGGUAAUGGUAAAAGAACUCUCUUUCUUUCCCACCCUGCGAUCAUACAAACGGGAAAAUGGAAUCGAUGCCGAGGAAGCGAAGCAAAUCGGAAACCAAAACCCCAAGAAGAAACCCUAAUCCGUCGUCCGCUCCCAUAGGCGCAUCGAUGGAACCACCGAAAACUCUGUUCCCUCCCAAGGAAGAGUUCGCGAGGCUCGUGGCGGUGGUGGCUAUCGCGUCCGCCGUCGCGUUUGCCUGCAGUUUCCUCGCCGGGUUUCUGAGCUCUAACCCCAAACCUUUCUGCGAUUACAGUUUCGAUUCCAUCGACUUGGACUCUGAUUUGUGUGAGACUUGUCCGGAAAAUGGGGAAUGUUACCAAGGAAAGUUGGAAUGUAAGCAUGGAUACAGAAAGCAAGGAAAAUUAUGUGUAGAAGAUGGAGAACUCAAUGAAUCAACAAAGAAAUUGAUGAAGAAGAUUGAAAGAAAAGUUUGUGAAGCGAAUGCUCAUAAUGAAUGUUAUGGUACUGGGGUCAUUUGGGUUCAGGAGAAUGAUAUUUGGGAGGAUCUGCGUGGAAAUAGUGUGAUGGAAAACCUAGACGAGCAUGGUUACUUGUAUUUGAAAGGAAAGGUAGUAGAGGCUAUUGAUAAGCUACUAGAGAAACGGACUGAUUCUCUUGGGACCAGAGAGUUGAAGUGCCCUGAGUCGCUGGUAGAAUACUACAAACCUUUAACAUGUCGAGUACGCCAAUGGCUCUCCCGGCAAAUCCUCGUUAUUGUGCCUGCGUGUGCAUUGCUCUUGGGUUGCACUUUAUUACAUCAGAAAUUUCGGCGUAAACGGUAUAUAUCACAUAGAGUUGAAGAGCUAUACCAUCAGGUCUGCGACAUCCUGGAAGAGAACGCCUUGACAGCAAAGUCUUCGGAGAGUGACUCCGAGCCUUGGGUUAUCACAUCACGCUUGAGAGACCAUCUCCUUUGGCCCAGAGAAAGGAAAGAUCCUCUGUUGUGGAGAAAGGUUGAGGAGUUGAUUCAGGAAGAUUCACGGAUAGAUCGCUACCCGAAAAUUGUCAAGGGGGAAUCGAAAGUUGUAUGGGAAUGGCAGGUCGAAGGUUCUCUGAGCUUAUCCAAGUUAAAGAAACGGCAAGAGAGACACAAAUUCAGACAAAGCGACAACUCAGGCUCGAUUUUGCAAGCAAAUUACAACAGAAAAAUCACUGAGGCAAGCUCCUAAUACAUUUGCAACACUCUGCAAUCUUGAAGCUUGGAGCUGUUAUCUUUCGAGAUUACUGGUUUGGUCUCUUGAAGGUACUGACUUUUAUGUAUUGCUUGGAUUCUGCGAGUGCAGUAAAUAUACCGAACAGAAAUGUAUUCCGAAUUCUCACCGACGGCUUCCGGUCAGGGGACGACAACAGUGUGCUCCGGUACAAAUUCUGGUACCGGGGGAUUUAUAAGUUCUGUCGGUAAACCCGAUCGGUUUAGUAGGUUUAAGUUUCGGUGACCGGUAGAGAGAUGGGGAGUGUCGGCUGUAAGAGUGAAUGGUGCAUCAACUGAGUUGAUUCAACUCUCUGUCUUUCAUGUUUCAUUAAAUAUAUAUUAAUUUAGAACUGCGAACUAACUAUAAGCCAUUAAAUAGAUAAAGAAAUAAAUAAAUACAGUUGGGCUAUACAUAUGUCGGGUUCUCAUUCUAUGACCGACGUUAGGAUGGAACUGCAUCUCUUUAAUUACAUGUGUUCUUUUUU
Messenger RNA from Tarenaya hassleriana, 1736 nucleotides. RefSeq lists its product as uncharacterized. The record is from RefSeq and is a predicted model, not a curated record. Gene Ontology annotation, cellular component: nuclear inner membrane. The coding region runs from base 77 to 1228 and encodes 383 amino acids. Lineage: Eukaryota; Viridiplantae; Streptophyta; Magnoliopsida; Brassicales; Cleomaceae. Gene Ontology annotation, molecular function: chromatin binding. The transcript has 10 exons.